Messenger RNA from Cydia pomonella (codling moth), 399 nucleotides. RefSeq lists its product as uncharacterized. The coding region runs from base 14 to 376 and encodes 120 amino acids. Lineage: Eukaryota; Metazoa; Arthropoda; Insecta; Lepidoptera; Tortricidae. The transcript is spliced from 11 exons. The record is from RefSeq and is a predicted model, not a curated record.
UUAUGAAUGCUGCAUGCAGAAAAAAGGUCAAAAUCGGGAGCGGUCGGCCUUGGAAUGCUAUAACGUGUACAACAACUGGACCUGUCUACUGCUUAAUAGGGUAUUUUCCCAAUGUGAAAAAUGCCCGGAACAGAAUCCAGAUGAGAUAGUAAAUCCGACUACGGAUAAGAAAACUUCAAGAACGACGUUAAGGCCAUUACUGAAUUCAGACGAGUUUGGAAUCGAUAAGGAUCCGAAUAAGAAUUCAAAGGAGAAAAUUGGAUCAUAUUCGGAUCGAACAACUGCCAGAACGACUACUAGGGCUACUACGAGUACAAAAACACGACACGAACCAAUACCGGUAAGUAGUUUCACUUCAACGGAUUUGUUUAUCUAAAUAAAAUUACAACCAUUAGUAAG